Messenger RNA from Cutaneotrichosporon cavernicola, 618 nucleotides. RefSeq lists its product as uncharacterized. Gene Ontology annotation, cellular component: membrane. Gene Ontology annotation, biological process: mitochondrial respiratory chain complex I assembly; response to oxidative stress. Bases 1 to 618 code for a protein of 205 amino acids. The transcript is spliced from 5 exons. The record is from RefSeq and is a predicted model, not a curated record. NCBI's taxonomy places the organism in Eukaryota, Fungi, Basidiomycota, Tremellomycetes, Trichosporonales, Trichosporonaceae.
AUGCAAGACAUCGUCCAGCCGCCUCGCCUGAACUUCAACCCUGGGCCAUUCUGCACCGGUGAGAUUGACGGCGACAACGACGGUUCACGUGUCGCCACCGGCGCAAAUCCCCGAAUCCCCGGCACGCCGGAACGGUGCACCAGUCACCUGACGGCCAUUACUCGCCACCUAACGGUCGACGACAACGAUCACAGCGACAACAUGAGCAGCCUCGCACGGACAAUUCGGCACGCACGCCAGGUCGGGCUCAAGGAGUGGUUCUACCAGCUCAACACCAUCGGUGACGCCAAGUCCGGUGUCUUCGUCGGCAAGGACCAGUUCGGAAACAGGUACUUCCAGCAGUACGACGCCAAGGAGGAGCUGCCUGGCCGCCAGCGCUGGGUGCUGUACGAGCAGUACGACUUCAACGCGUCCCAGGUCCCUCGCGAGUGGGCUUCGUGGCUCACCCACAUCCGCAUGGAGCCACCCACCAACGACCCCGUUGUGAAGGCGAGCGAGCAGCCGUGGCAGGUGCCGUACUUCGAGAACCUCACCGGCACCCGCGGCCGCUUCAACACUUACUCGACUGUCAAGCCCAAGCUCGAGGCGUGGGUGCCCAAGACCAAGCCCCGCGCAUAG